Molecule: messenger RNA, 588 nt
Organism: Adineta steineri
Lineage: Eukaryota; Metazoa; Rotifera; Eurotatoria; Adinetida; Adinetidae
Source: the annotation of a GenBank genome assembly
AUGAUGCAACAUCCAUCGAAAAAAUCGGCUGGCGACAAAAAGCACGUUAAAAAAACGAAAGAUUCACUGCCAAGCAAUAAAAUAACUGUAGGUAGUGAAUACAAUGAAAGUAUUAUAUACAGUUUCCAAAAUGAUUAUGGAAAACAAUUAGAAGAACUUGAACGUGAAGCUGAUAUGCAGUCAAAAGAAAUUGAACUUAACAAUCUUGUUGAAUAUGUUUCACAACUUGUUGAUUUAUUAAAACAUACCGUUCUUAUACCUGAGUUACAAAUUAAAUAUGAUUGGCAUGAAGAUCAUGAACAUCAACUAAAACGUAAUAAAGGUAGUACUGGAAACAGUCUUCUCGACGAUCGAGUUCAACAAAUCGCUAUUGAAAAAGGCUUAACCAGAGAACAAUGGAAACAUCUUCUUUAUUUAAAUUUUACUGCAGGUGAUAGUUUAGAUAUGAUCAAUGUUAGCAAAAGCCAUUUAAAAAAGGUACAUGAUAUGGCAUCACGUCUACUUGAACCCGAAGAAAAAGCAGCUGCCUUUGCUCUUGUUGAUGCUAUUGAAAGAUAUAUGCCGGAAGAUCAUUACAUUGAUAGAUGA